This is a messenger RNA of Alternaria viburni, 606 nucleotides long. RefSeq lists its product as uncharacterized. Gene Ontology annotation, molecular function: palmitoyl-(protein) hydrolase activity; carboxylic ester hydrolase activity. The coding region runs from base 1 to 606 and encodes 201 amino acids. The record is from RefSeq and is a predicted model, not a curated record. Gene Ontology annotation, cellular component: cytoplasm. The transcript is spliced from 2 exons. Gene Ontology annotation, biological process: protein depalmitoylation. Lineage: Eukaryota; Fungi; Ascomycota; Dothideomycetes; Pleosporales; Pleosporaceae.
AUGGCCUUCAAGAUGGCGACCACUCCACACAUCGUCGCCCCCACAGCCCCCCACACCCACACCAUCAUCUUCCUCCACGGCCGCGGCAGCGACGCCAAAACCUUCUGCUCGGAGCUCUUCGAAAGCGAAGACACUUCCGUGCGAAAAUUCACCGACAUCUUCCCCAGUAUAAAAUGGGUCUUCCCCAACGCACCACCAUCCUGCGCAGUUACCGAGCGAGAAGUAAUACCACAAUGGUUCGACAUGAAAUCCGUGCAACGGCCCGAUCAAGACGCCGAGUCGCAGAAAGAAGAGCUAUGGCAGAGCGUCGCGCAGAUUCUAGAAGUUCUUGAAGAAGAGAUGAAGCCCGUGGGAUUGCGCAAUCAUUGCAAGGACGACGAGGUUGUGCCUGUUAGGAAUGGGGAGAAGCUCAGGAAGAAACUUGGAGAGUGGGGUGGGGUUGUGGAUUGGAAUGUCUUUGAGGAUGGUGGGCAUUGGCUUAAUGAGCCUGGGGGUAUGGAUGGGUUGGUGGAGUUUAUUCAGGCGGUUAUGAGGGCAUCACCUUUCCCUAUACCCGUUAAAGAGGAAAAGAAAACAGAGGAGAAACCGAAGAGCAGAGAUUGGUAG